Artibeus jamaicensis (Jamaican fruit-eating bat) is the source of this 378-nucleotide messenger RNA. Its product is annotated as type III endosome membrane protein TEMP-like. The record is from RefSeq and is a predicted model, not a curated record. Lineage: Eukaryota; Metazoa; Chordata; Mammalia; Chiroptera; Phyllostomidae. The transcript has a single exon. Bases 1 to 378 code for a protein of 125 amino acids.
AUGAGUGAGACAAACCAAAUCAUUGUGGGGCCCUCAGAACUCCCCACAGCACCAGCCGUAUCCUCUGGACCAGGCAGCUGGGCCCAAGCACUUCCUGUGCUAGUGGGGGUUGUGCUUGGAGCUGUGGUUUUUCCUGUCCUCAUUGCACCUGCUGCCAAAUGCCACCUCUGCCACAAAUACUUCACCAGCCACCAGUACCCCAGGCUGCCAGAAACAAGGAAGGGCCUCUGUUCAGAGAUGGGUGAAAGUGAGGAUGAUGAUGGCUUCAUUGAUGACAAUUGCAUUCUUUCUGGGGCUGGUGGGCUGGGGACAGAGGGUAGCAAGAACCACUCCUUCGGAGCCCCUAUCUUUGGAUACUCCCUGUCUCCUCAUGCCUGA